Messenger RNA from Entamoeba invadens IP1, 720 nucleotides. RefSeq lists its product as hypothetical. The record is from RefSeq and is a predicted model, not a curated record. Bases 1 to 720 code for a protein of 239 amino acids. Lineage: Eukaryota; Evosea; Mastigamoebida; Endamoebidae. The transcript has a single exon.
AUGAAAUUAAAGAGAUUAAUAAACAACACAUCUCAUAAUUCACCAUCAAAUUACAUGGAAUCAAAUCCUAAUUACCAAACUUACCAACAACCAAAUUACUCUCUUCCUUUAGGUACACCACAAUACCAACCUCCUAUUUAUGAUCAAAAUCAAAGCCAUAUACCACAACAAAUGCCACCAUUUAACCCACAAAUGUACCCAUACCCACCAAUGCCUCUAAGUGUACCAACAACACAACAAACAGUUACAAUGAUGCCAGAGCAAUACCAACAACAAGUACCACAAAUGUAUCCACCAAUGCCUGAUAUAUGUGGAAUGGACUAUUCUCAACAAAUGCAAUUUAUGCAACAACAACAGACAGCGCCACAACAAAUCCCCGUUCAAUACGUCAAAAAAGAAGAAGUGUCAGGUCAAGUCAAACCAAAUACACAAGGAAAAACACUUGAGAAAACUGUUAAAAUAGUCACUAAUGGUGGACAAAAGUGUGGAAAAGUCACCUUAGAAGUAAAAAAAGACGGCAAAGUGAAAAUAGAAGAUAAUAAGUAUGGCAAAAAAGAUAAGAAGAAAGACAAAAAGAAGGACUUCAAGAAAGAUAAGAAAAAAGAUAAACACAAAAAAUCUGACUCUUCCGAUUCUUCAGAGGAAUACUCGUCAUCAGACUCGGACUCUUCUUCCAUUUCUUCUUCUUCGGAUUUGUCAUAUUCGUCAUCAAGUGACUAA